Arachis duranensis is the source of this 1449-nucleotide messenger RNA. RefSeq names its product protein ROH1-like. The record is from RefSeq and is a predicted model, not a curated record. The transcript has 3 exons. Lineage: Eukaryota; Viridiplantae; Streptophyta; Magnoliopsida; Fabales; Fabaceae. The coding region runs from base 1 to 1221 and encodes 406 amino acids.
AUGCAUCAUUAUCCAGUGGUCCUUCCUUAUCAACCUUAUGGUGGAGUCCUCCCUAUUCCUUUUCAUCCUGUUCCAAAUGGCAUGGCGUACUUCAACCAAUAUCCUUCUACUGCCGGAAUUACAUCAUAUCCUCAGUUUUCGCAUGUCUCGUCGUAUUCUAGUGGACCCCGUGAUAGCAAUACAUGGGCUAGACUUUUGAAUGAUGACUAUUCUGUUGAAUUCACGAGUAAUGAUGAAUUGCUCUCAAUUGAUUGGGUUCAGAAGCUAUUGGGUGUAUUCAUCUGCUGCCAUGAGGAAUUCAAGACUAUUCUGUUGAAUAAUAAAGUGCAGGUUUCAAAACCCCCCUUAGAUCGUUUGAUUUCUGAAUUCUUUGAGAAGUCAGUGAAGGCGCUUGAUAUUUGUAAUGCAAGCCAUGAUGGGGUUGAGAAGAUUCGUACAUGGCAAAAGCAUCUGGAUAUUGUGCUUUCUGCCUUGGGUUCGAAUAAGAGAGCAUUGAAUGAAGGCCAGUUCUGGAGAGCAAGAAAGGCACUGAUGGAUUUAGCAUUGGCAAUGCUCGAGGAGAAAGACUCUGGAUCAGUUUUUUCGCAACAUAAUAGAUCUUUUGGGCGUCAUAACUCGAGCAAGGAUCAACACUCGGCAGGGCAUUCACGAUCGCAUUCAUGGAGUGUCUCUCGAUCAUGGUCUGCUGCCAAGCAACUCCAGUCCAUUGCAACAAGCAACCUUGUUCCACCUCGUGGGAAUGAGAUUUCUGCUACAAGAGAACUUGCAGUUCCUGUUUAUACAAUGAAUUGUAUUCUCUUGUUUGUUUUGUGGACCCUAGUUACAGCAAUUCCUUGCCAGGACAGGGGUCUAAACAUUCACUUUUCAGUCUCACAGCAAUUUUCUUGGAGCGUGCCGGUUAACACCCUUUAUGAACGGAUCAUGGAGGAUUCAAAGAAGCGAGAUCACCGGAACUCAAAUGGAUUGUUGAAGGAAAUAUAUCGAGUUGAGCUAUGUACCCGUCACUUGACAGACUUGGUGGAUUCACCUCAGUUUUCCUUGACAGAGGAUCAGGAAAUGGAAAUUGAACAGGACAUGAAGGAGCUCACUCAUGUUUGUGAAGCUUUUAGAGUUGGACUGGAUACACUGGAGCACCAAGUGAGGGAGGCAUUCCAGAAGAUUAUGACGUGCCGAACUGAGGGUCUUGAUUACCUUGGCUCAUCCAGCUAUGCAGAUCAAUGAAAAUGUUGGAUUGUUGAGCUUACCAGAUGUACAAAUUUGCGGAACAUGUAUAUUUUUACAUCUUACCAGCUUUUUGGGGAGGAGGAAGAAUGAGUAGACGAGCUUAGUUGAUAAAUCAUUUAGCUUCCUUGUUUUGCAUUGUAUUUAUAUAUCUGUACUUUGUAUAAGAAAACAUAAUCACUUCAAAAAUAUUUUAUGGUUCGGUGGCUUAAAAUAUAUAUUUAUAUA